Molecule: messenger RNA, 1024 nt
Organism: Eimeria acervulina
Lineage: Eukaryota; Apicomplexa; Conoidasida; Eucoccidiorida; Eimeriidae
Product: Chromosome III, complete sequence, related
Exons: 10
Source: RefSeq, a predicted model, not a curated record
GCUAUUAGAGACGCACUUGUGGACACCGACGUUUAUACUGACGACUGUCUUUUUGUGCACUCUUAUUUACAUUCCAGGGGUUAUGCUGCAGGUUUUGCUAGCGGGUUUCAAGGCGUCUCUCUUCCAUAACAUUGCCAUUACAAUAAAGCACUGGCUAGCGCAGCGGCAGGCUGAACAUGAUAGAAGAAGAAAAGUAACAGGGCUCAUCUUUGGAGAGCCCCGUCUUCGUCUUCUUCCAGGGCCUGUAUAUCAUUUCGUAGAUAGAAGAAUACUUGCCUUCUUAAGAGACAAAUUCAAUCCCCUUAGACACCCUGAGGUGUCUGCGCAGCUACCACCCCCACGUCGCUUCAGAGUUAAUGAAGAUUUUGUCGCCUAUGGGAGCGAGAAAAAAGACAAAGACGCAGCCCCACAGGAUAAAGACGGAGGAGGCUCUCAUGGCAGGGGAGGAGGCGCAGGGGACGACGUUUCGAUUGAUUCGAAUUCGUCUGGUGUCUCCUUUGAAGGAGACAAACACCGCGAUCAUGUUAAGCUGGUGAAAGUGUCUCAUUUAAUUAAUCGUUUUUCUCUCAAGUUCAAAGACAUGCAGUUGGAGGCCGACUAUCAAAUCCAUCAAAAGAAAUCCUUUGUUAAACGCCUUGUCCCCUGGUACCGGGUGAUUUUUGUAUUUUUGGGGCUUUACCGCAUCGUUGCCUUUUUGGCUGAGUAUUUUAUUGAUGCCUAUUGGGGGACAGAGAAGCAUGUGACACCAUGGAUGUGCAUCCCCACAGUCAUAGUGGUGUUGGGUUUGUUAGGCGCGACUUUGUCGACAUUUGGACAUUUCUUCAUGGAUAGAUUUUCAUUCGUUCUUAGCGCUGUCGUCUUCUUAAUGCUCGCAGAGCAUGUUACCUUGUACUCCGCUGCCAGGAUGGACGGCAUAUUGAGUUCGGUGUUAUUUCCGGUGUUUACUUUCGUCAUUUUGCGCAUUUCUUUUCUUCAAGCCGUCAUGUGGAAUGUCUUGUUUGUCUCUGCUUUUACUAUUAGGUAA